Molecule: messenger RNA, 1101 nt
Organism: Mesitornis unicolor (brown roatelo)
Lineage: Eukaryota; Metazoa; Chordata; Aves; Mesitornithiformes; Mesitornithidae
Gene: MARS2
Product: methionyl-tRNA synthetase 2, mitochondrial
Exons: 3
Biological process (GO): methionyl-tRNA aminoacylation
Molecular function (GO): ATP binding; methionine-tRNA ligase activity
Source: RefSeq, a predicted model, not a curated record
GCAGCCCUCAGAGCUCUCUGCUGCUGGGUGCACUGGACCAGAGAGGACAAUUACAUGUUCAGGCUCUCGGCGUCCCGGGAUCCGCUCUGGAAGUGGCUGCGGGACAACCCCGGCGCCGUCUGCCCCGCGCCCUUCUACCAGCGCGUGCUGGGCUGGCUGGAGGAGGAGCUGCCGGACCUGUCGGUGUCUCGGGAGAGAAGCCGGCUGCAGUGGGGCAUCCCGGUCCCCGGCGACCCCACGCAGACGGUUUACGUGUGGCUGGAUGCCUUGGUGAACUACCUGAGCGCCGUGGGCUACCCCGAGAGGCAGGCGGCACAGUGGUGGCCCGGCGCCCACCACGUCGUGGGCAAGGACAUCCUCAAGUUCCACGCCGUCUACUGGCCCGCGCUGCUGCUGGCGGCGGGGCUGGCUCCCCCCGCGCGGAUCUUGGUGCACUCCCACUGGACCGUCCGCGGGCAGAAGAUGUCCAAAAGCCUGGGCAACGUGGUCGAGCCCUUGGCGUGCAUCGGGCGGCACACGUUGGACGGGUUCCGGUACUUCCUGCUUAGGCAGGGCGGGCCCGAGCGGGACCGCGACUUCUACGAGGAGAAGUCUUGCUUUCCAAGGAUCCUGGACUUCAGGGAGGAGAAGGCCGUGGGGAGGGCUUCUGCCGAGGACUACGAGCUCGUGGCGUCGGUGGCCGCUCUGCCUCCGCAGGUGGCCGGAUAUUUUGAGGGCUUCCAGAUCUACAAGGCUUUAGAGCGCAUCGCCCUGUGCGUGAGGCAGACCAACGGCUUCUUCCAGAGACACCGGCCCUGGAAACUGGACCGCAGCGACCCCGCGGAGCAGCUGUGGCUCGACACCGUCCUCCACGUGACGCUGGAGUGCCUGCGUGUCUACGGGACCCUCCUGCAGCCCGUCAUCCCGCACGCCGCCGGCCGGCUGCUGUCCAGGCUGGCUGUGGCGCCGGAGGAGAGAGGCCUCUCCAAUGUGGCGUUCCUGCCGCGCUACAGCGGGAAGCCGUGUCCCUUCGAAGGGAGGCAGCUGGGACCCGACACCGGCGUCUUGUUCCCCAGGCUGGAGAAGCCAGGGCAGCCUCGGGCAGAAAGCAAGAGGCUGUAG